Cottoperca gobio is the source of this 466-nucleotide messenger RNA. It is a transcript of the gene uqcrq, whose product is annotated as ubiquinol-cytochrome c reductase, complex III subunit VII. The transcript is spliced from 3 exons. Gene Ontology annotation, biological process: mitochondrial electron transport, ubiquinol to cytochrome c. The record is from RefSeq and is a predicted model, not a curated record. The coding region runs from base 128 to 376 and encodes 82 amino acids. Gene Ontology annotation, cellular component: respiratory chain complex III. Lineage: Eukaryota; Metazoa; Chordata; Actinopteri; Perciformes; Bovichtidae.
UCCAGUCCGCCAGGUGGCGCUAACGCCCUCUGUGUUAGCGGCCAACCUCCGCCAGUAUAAAAAGGAAGGACACAACAAUUAUAUUAGGAGACAUUUGAGAAACAGGAAGAUCAGCUUUCUGGUAAACAUGGGCCACCACUUCGGAGACUUGGCCAGGGUCAGGCAUGUGAUCACAUACAGUCUGUCCCCCUUUGAGCAGAAGGCUUUCGCCAACUGCCUCUCCAAAGGAAUCCCCAAUGUGUGGAGAAGGUUCCGGGGCUCUUUCUUCAAAGUUGCCCCCUCAUUGGUGGUCCUGUACGUGACAUACACAUGGGGCAACAGUGCCAAUCAGGCCAGCAAGAGGAAGAAUCCAGCAGACUUUGAGAAUGACGUAUAAAGUCCUGCCACCUCUUCUAAAAGCUGUCCAAUGCUAUUAAUUCCAACUCUGUAUGUUUUACCAAUAAAGGCAAAAAAUAUUUACGUGAAA